AUGUCGAGCUCGUCGCUAGUGCCAUUACCGAACUCCGUCGGUAUGCCCAACACGAUCAACGCCACAUUUGAUGCAACGCCCAGCCUCCCGUACUUUGAACACGCUUGGUCGGUGCUAAGCAUAAUUGGUGUAUUCAACGUGUUUUUGGGGCUGCUCAUUAUCGGAAUCACGUCGUUUUCUAAGCUCACGGUCGUACCCAUCGUCUCGUCGGCGGCUGGCGCCAUCGCGAAUGGACUCUAUUUCCACGCGUACUAUGACAAGCCAUAUCCUCUUGCGAAGAGGGCAGCGGCAGCAGCCAUUGGCGAUAUCUGCUGGCUCAUUCAAGAAGCAGGGCUGCCCUUCUACAGCUUCAUCAUCCUCAACAGACUUCUGCGGGGGACGAAACGAAGAGUCUUCCACACCGUAUUCUGGUCAACUCUCGUCCUUGUCACCGUCGUCAAAGUCGUGAUCAUCUACUACCGUCUCCUCCGGAUCCUAAGGGAAGACGACAGCCUCCAGAGCAUCAUCAUUAGGAUCCACAUUGCCUACUUUGGCCUCUUCGCCGUCAGCGAGUGCGUCAGCGCCUACUUUCUCCUCCGCAUCUUCGCCGAAGUCAGAAAGUCGUCAAAGGAAGCCGGUCUCCGAACGAGCUUCAUCCGGUACCUGAUGCGCAGCACAGAGAUCCGCGUCGCUUCGCUGGCCGUGGCGGCGGCGAUACGGGUGAUUACGCAUUCGUUGAACGUGUGGCAGAGUAGUCCCGCGACGAGAUACGUGGAUCGAGCUGCUUAUGCGCUCGGUUGCUUCUUUCCCGUUAUUAUGUACGUCGACUUGCUGGCAUCGAAGCUGCAGUUUACGACGCAGACGAAUGAUCCCUCUUUCGCUAGUGACAGACCACUGCGGGGUGCGGUAUCGUCUGGGAAGACGGAAGAAUAA
Molecule: messenger RNA, 912 nt
Organism: Colletotrichum paranaense
Lineage: Eukaryota; Fungi; Ascomycota; Sordariomycetes; Glomerellales; Glomerellaceae
Exons: 3
Coding region: 1-912 (303 amino acids)
Source: RefSeq, a predicted model, not a curated record